AUGACAAAUGAGACUACUGGAAGGACACAAAAUCAGCAAAGCAGGGAGGUAAACCAAAACCUGUCAAAGAAACAGCUUACAAGACAUCAACAAGAGAAAGACACCUACAUUCAGAAGGAAACAUAUCAGCAGGCUGAAUUACAGGAAGAACAGUGGCAGACUCAAAGGAAAAAGCAGCACCAAAACCAGGAAACUAACAACUCCAAGUCAGUGUGGAGACCAGUUUCACCACAAACACAAAGAAGCAGAAACAGCCAACAACAGGAACAAGAAACAGCAGGAACAGCAGGAAACAGGAAAUACAGAGACAGAACACAACAAUGGACUUCAACAAAAACAAGGAGAAGUUUCUGGAGGUAUGGAUGGGGGUGUCAGGAGAUAGCCUCUAACUUGCAGGAUGGGGCUACCAAAGGGGGGAAAUUGCCUCAUGUUAUGCAUGAGGGGUUGGAAUAUGACCCUAGUACAGACCAUAGAGCCUCUAAUAGUGCUGAAAACAUACUACAACAAGGAAAACAGCAACAACUUCUGCAGCAGGUACAAAACAGAGACAAAAGCAAACAAACUGCCAAGGAAAAUGAUGAGAAACAGCAAACUAAAAAAAGGAAUGAAAAAGAUCAAGGGAAACAAAAUGAUACAAUUGCUACUGACAACACUCCUAAGAGUAAGAAUAAGCCAAGUAAACAAAAAAGAGAUGCUGCAAAAAGGAGGCAAAACAGACUGCAAGAAAGGGAGAGUGAACAGGAGCAGGAUGGAAGGGAAGAAUCUUGUAACAAAUUUAUCAUGGUUGAUGAUAACCAUGGAUUAGAUAUUCUUCCCCUACAAGCUCAGUAUGAAUAUGUUGUGGAUAAUUCAGAGGAUGAAAUGGAUGGGGACAAUCAUUCCAUAGAAGAGGUUGAGGAAGAUGAUGAGACUAGUGAGGCCCUCAUUAGGGCCUUUAGUCCACAUAAUGAUCAGACCUUGGAGGAAGAAAUCCAACAGAUAACAUAA
This is a messenger RNA of Solanum pennellii, 987 nucleotides long. RefSeq names its product putative mediator of RNA polymerase II transcription subunit 26. The coding region runs from base 1 to 987 and encodes 328 amino acids. The record is from RefSeq and is a predicted model, not a curated record. NCBI's taxonomy places the organism in Eukaryota, Viridiplantae, Streptophyta, Magnoliopsida, Solanales, Solanaceae. The transcript has 4 exons.